AGUGUUAGUUCGCCUUCGCCCUUCGUUGCCGUCAAAAGGAAGAAAAACAAACGAAACAUCGUCACCCACCUCCACGCUCCAACCCUCUACUUCUACUGUUCCUACGCGUCUUCUUCCCCUUAUCUUUUUUCUUGCACAAUUUUCCAUCAUGCCUCAUCCCGAUCACAUUAACCCUCGAGAUGUUUGUAUCGUGGGUGUUGCACGAACGCCUAUGGGGGACUUCCUUGGUUCUCUUUCAUCUCUGUCAGCAACCGAGCUUGGAUCCUUAGCUAUUGAAUGUGCUCUACAAAGAGCUAACAUCGAUCCACGGCUAGUGCAAGAAGUUUUCUUUGGAAAUGUUCUCAGUGCAAAUUUAGGUCAAGCUCCUGCCAGACAGGCUGCAUUAGGUGCAGGAAUACCAGAUACAGUGAUUUGUACAACCAUUAAUAAAGUAUGUUCUUCAGGGAUGAAAGCAACGAUGAUUGCAGUACAGAGCAUUCAAGUUGGUGCUAAUGAUAUAGUAGUGGCUGGUGGCAUGGAAAGCAUGUCUAAUACACCUAAAUAUGUAGCAGGAUCAAGAAAGGGAUCUCGGCUAGGACAUGAUGCUGUCAUUGAUGGCAUGAUCAAAGAUGGCCUAUGGGAUGUUUACAACGACUUUGGAAUGGGAGUGUGUGGCGAGUUAUGUGCUGAGCAUUACAAGAUAACCCGAGAAGAUCAGGAUAACUAUGCUGUUAGAAGUUUCAAUCGUGGAAUUACUGCGCAAAAGAAUGGUGCCUUCAAAUGGGAAAUAGUUCCGGUGAAAGUUUCUGGGGGAAGAGGGAAGGCACCAACGAUUGUUGAUAAUGAUGAGGGUUUGACAAAGUUUGAUGCUACAAAAUUGAGGAAUUUAAGACCUAGCUUCAAGGUCAAAGGUGGUUCUGUUACUGCAGGCAAUGCUUCAAGUAUAAGUGAUGGUGCAGCUGCAUUGGUGCUAGUGAGUGGAGAAAAGGCAUCACAACUUGGAUUAAAAGUGGUUGCUAGAAUAAGAGGUUUCGCUGAUGCUGCUCAGGCCCCUGAAUUAUUUACUACUGCUCCAGCCCUUGCUAUACCAAAGGCUAUUUCAAAUGCUGGAUUGAAGGCUUCUCAAAUUGAUUACUAUGAAAUAAAUGAAGCUUUUUCUGUUGUGGCCUUAGCCAACCAGAAGCUGCUAGGAAUUGGUGAUGAACAACUUAAUGCUCAUGGUGGAGCUGUAUCCUUGGGACAUCCACUAGGAUGUAGUGGAGCGCGGAUUUUGGUCACCUUGCUAGGGGUAUUAAGGCAGAAGAAUGGAAGGUUCGGGGCUGCUGGUAUAUGCAAUGGGGGUGGAGGAGCAUCUGCACUUGUUCUGGAGCUCAUGCCAACUUCAAGGAUGGGUCAAUCCAGGUUGUGAGAAGGAGAUUGUGCUGUUUGACCAACUUAGCUACUAGUUAAUAUCGUCUUUCUUUCAAAAUGUUGUAAUAAACCAUUACAUUUUUUUUUCAUGCUUCAUUCACAUAACUACCGAUAUAAUGCAUUGUAACUUGAAUUUGUUAUUUACUAGGCUGUAACAUAUUGUGUGCUGCAA
Molecule: messenger RNA, 1561 nt
Organism: Cynara cardunculus var. scolymus (artichoke)
Lineage: Eukaryota; Viridiplantae; Streptophyta; Magnoliopsida; Asterales; Asteraceae
Product: acetyl-CoA acetyltransferase, cytosolic 1
Exons: 14
Coding region: 149-1387 (412 amino acids)
Biological process (GO): fatty acid beta-oxidation
Molecular function (GO): acetyl-CoA C-acetyltransferase activity
Source: RefSeq, a predicted model, not a curated record